Messenger RNA from Staurois parvus, 482 nucleotides. The record is from the annotation of a GenBank genome assembly. Lineage: Eukaryota; Metazoa; Chordata; Amphibia; Anura; Ranidae.
AAGCAGGGUCAGCAACUAGGCAGAUAAGCAGGAACACAGGAUACCAGGUACAGGGGCUCAUGGGAAACAUACACCAAGGCCCUGAUCACAGGCCUGGUCAUUCCUUAAAAUACACCUCCUGCAAUCAGCCCCAGGUGUUGGCUGACUGCAGGAGUGAGCUUCUGGCUGCUGAAAGCACCCGCUGGUCAGCCCUGGUGUACUGGCAGCCCACACGGCAGGUGAGUCCCACCACCAGUGCUGAGUCCACCUCCUGCAAUCAGCCCCAGGUGUUGGCUGACUGCAGGAGUGAGCUUCUGGCUGCUGAGAGCACCCGUUGGUCAGCCCUGGUACUGCAGCCCACACGGCAGGUGAGUCCCACCACCAGUGCUGAGUCCAUUCCUGACAUUUUUCAUACAAAUUCAUACACUUCAACAGGAACUAGGCACAUUAAUAUGAAGUAUAUAUUCGGAUAGGUCAUUUUAAUAUGAGUCAAAUGAGACCGU